Adineta ricciae is the source of this 1683-nucleotide messenger RNA. The record is from the annotation of a GenBank genome assembly. Lineage: Eukaryota; Metazoa; Rotifera; Eurotatoria; Adinetida; Adinetidae.
AUGAUGAGAACCACACAGUAUUUCAUUACUUUUUUCGUUCAAUUCUUCCUGAUAAAUUCGUCGGACAUAGUUCCAUUAGAUGUUGGUGUUCAUCUAUUUGUCGAUGAACAAUACAUCGAGAACAUGACUUCGUUAGAAUUUCAAAAUGGACACAUCGAAAAAGAUCUUGAUCAUCCUCUUGUCUAUCCUGAAUAUCCUUGGGAAGCAGCAGUACAUUUUUACAAUAGUUUUCUACAAGUUCCAUCGAAUUUGUCGACCACAGGUGCACCAAUGUAUAUGAUUUAUUACGCAUGUGUUGAUUCUUCAGCAAUAAUUUACAAUGACAACGUAUCGGUUUGUGUCGCGAAUAGUUCGGACGGAAUUCAUUGGGAGAAACCUUUGUUUUGGUAUUAUCCUUACACGGCCAAUGGAACAAAACCAGCUCAAGCAACAAAUAUUGUUUUUACGACGAAUGUCAAUGAGUUUCUAGGAACAGUUUUUAUUGAUACACGUCCAGGAACUACACGUUCGGAAAUCUUCAAAAUGAGUUAUGAAAACGAAUUCGUUCGAUACGUUUAUGUAGCAACGUCAGAGGAUGGCUUUCGGUGGAAAGCAGGAAUUAAACCGGCACAUCCACUUGCAGGUCUAUCUGAUACACAAACGGCUAUGUUUUAUUCUUCAGAAAAUGGUGGACAAUAUGUUUUGUACGGGAGAGCAGAUUGGUUCGUUCGAAACAGUUCGGUCUAUUGUCCUGGUGCAAAUCCUGCUUUUCGAAGAGUAAUGGUGACAACAUCGUCUGGAGAUAUUUAUGGACCAUGGACAAUACCAAUGGAAGCAUUUGCAUUAGGUGUUCCAGAUCCUGUUCAAUGUUUCGAUAAUUAUAAUCCUGCAGCUUUGUAUUAUUACGGUGUUUAUUUUAUUUUUCCUUCAGGUUAUUGGCAUUGGCCAGUGAAUGACUCCGGUGCACCAAUUCCACUUGCUGCCGCGAAUGAUGGUGUGAUGGACAUUCGACUAGCCAUUAGUCGUACAGCACUUGGUCCAUAUAGAUUUCCCACACGUGAUCCAUUUAUUUCUCGCGGAAUUGGUACAAUUGAUCCGAAAACCAAGUUAGUUAACGGUACGGGAAGUGACCGGGAUGCUGGGUUUGUCUUUGCUUCGUCAAAUGGAUUGAUGGAUCCUGAUUUCAUUCGGUCAGAUGUUGGCACACCAUCAGCAUGGAUGUAUCACAUCUACUGGGGUUCGCAAACAACGCAUGCAGGUGGUGGAACUGUUCUAGGUCGAUACUGGCCUGGUGCAUAUUCAGGAAUAUUCAGAGCACGUUUACGCCGAGAAGGAUAUGUUGCAUUGUCAACAUUGGUAUCAGAACCAACUGGUUUCGGAGAAUUCAUUUCGCAGAUUCUUUCGUUACCUGUGAAGAAGAACGGCCAACAAUUACUAUUACAUAUCAAUGCUGAAAUUGCUACUGCUGGAGGCUUAGCUGUUCAAUUUGAAGAUGGAUUGACAAGAAAUCCUAUUCCUGGAUUUACAUUUGAUGAAUGUAAAACACUGCACGGAAAUGGAAUACGACAAUUACUAGAAUGGAAGACUCGGAAUGGAACAUAUUCGGGAGACUUAAAUCCACUCAUAGAUUAUCCUAAUGGACUUCGAGUGCAUUUACAAAUGACACAUACAAAACUUUACUCUUGGUUAUUAUCUUACGUUUAA